Molecule: messenger RNA, 1207 nt
Organism: Girardinichthys multiradiatus
Lineage: Eukaryota; Metazoa; Chordata; Actinopteri; Cyprinodontiformes; Goodeidae
Gene: fra10ac1
Product: FRA10A associated CGG repeat 1
Exons: 14
Coding region: 93-1091 (332 amino acids)
Biological process (GO): dephosphorylation
Molecular function (GO): phosphatase activity
Source: RefSeq, a predicted model, not a curated record
CGCGAUUUGUCUGUUACGUCAUCCUUCAUCGACGAGCUUUUCAAACCGUAAACAUUUGAAGGGAGGCAUCAGAGCCUGAGCGAAAGAAAGUCAUGGAGAAUCUUGUGAAGAUUCAUGGAAGUGGCGGAUAUGACUCGGACUUCAGUGAUGACAAUGGAGAUGGAGACUCCUCGGAGAAAGCGAGAGAGAGGAAACGUGAGGGGGAAAUCUUACAGAAGCCGUUCGAAAAGGGUCGGCACCCCAAGGUGGCUCACCGCAGUUUACACUCGUGUGAAGUGGACAGAGAGGAAGCCAGAAACAGAAGAGCUCAUCUGAUAUCAAUGAAUGCUUUUGAGCGGCACAAGAAGUUUGUCGGUGACUACAUUUUGUAUUACGGUGGACAGAUGGCUGACUUCAGACGCUCUGCAACUAAAGAUAAAACCGAUCAGGACGUGCUGCGUGAAAACCACCGCUUCCUCUGGAGGGAUGAGGAUGAGGAAGACAUGACAUGGGAAAAGGAAGUUGCCAAGAAGUAUUACGACAAGCUGUUUAAGGAGUACUGCAUUGCUGAUCUCAGCAGGUACAAGGAAAACAAGUUUGGAUUUCGCUGGCGGACCGAGAAUGAAGUUGUUUCUGGAAAAGGUCAGUUCCAAUGUGGGAACAAGCUCUGUGGAAACGAGGAAGGCCUGAAAAGCUGGGAGGUGAAUUUUGCUUAUGUGGAACAUGGGGAAAAGAGGAAUGCUUUGGUGAAACUCAGACUGUGUCCUGAAUGCACCUUCAAACUCAACUACCAUCACAAGAGAAAAGAGGUGAAGGUGAGGAGAAAAAGAAAGGCAUCUGAGGAGAACGACGAGCCAACAAAGAAGAAGAAAAAGAAGAGGAAGAAAUCCUCCUCUCAUUCUAAGAAGCAGAAACACAAGAAGCAUAAAGAUCGCACCACCUCCUCCAGCGGUUCGGAUUCAGACCAGCAACACUCUGAUAAAGACAGUGGAGCUGGGAAUGAACCGGACAGCCAAUCAGAAGCUGACCACUGGCGAGGGCCCGCCCCUGCUGUGGAGGAAAAAUCAAGGGAGGAAGAGUUUGAUGACUACUUUGAAGACAUGUUUCUUUAAAUCUGCUGGUAUCAGCGGCAACCCUGCUGUGUCUACACUUCCUUUUGUAUCCCGCUGAUAUUAAGUAUGUUUUAUUUGGGUUUUGUGUGCAUGAAAUAAACAUAAUGUUUACCCUG